AUGGAAAACAUGUACCGCAUGGAUGCGGCGACGCGCCGUGCGCUUUUGUUCAUGCUACUAGGUAGUGACAGCUCCGACUCGGACACAAGUUCCAAGUCCAGUGAUGAUUCUACCGACACCGACAGUGAAUGUGACGCUGCUGUGUGUCAACGGGCGUUUGAUGUGAUGUUUCGCCUGCCUGCAAAUAGGCCUAAAGUGAUUGGGUUCGUCGAGGAUGUCGUUCGGCGAUACUCGGACGACGAGUUCCGCAGGCACUUCCGUCUGUCGCGAGCUGUGGCGGAGCAGCUGAUUGCAAGAUUUGCUGCGUCGCCUGCGUGCCCGUCAAGUAACCACGGUGGAGUGCCCGCAAAAUCUGCAGAAACUCACGUGCUGACUUUCAUAUGGUAUGCAGCCAAUAAAACAAGCAUGAGGGAGGUGGCAAGCCGCUUUGAUCUGUCGGAGACCUCUGUGCACAGAAUCCUUCUAAGGGUGGCUGAUUUUCUCCUCACCAUGGGUCCAUCUGUUGUGACAUUUCCUUCAAAUAUGGAAAAACUGUCCAGUGAAUUUCAGAAGGUGUCUGGAAUCCCUGGGGUUGUUGGCUGUCUAGAUGGCUCCUAUAUCAAAAUACAAUGCCCAGACAACAAGGUCUCUUCCACCUACUGCAACCGGCACCAUUACCUUUCAUUAACCCUUCAAGCAGUCUGUGACUACAAAAGAAGAUUCCUUGACACCUGCCAAGGAAGCUCGAGCAAAAUUCAUGAUUCUCGAAUCUUCAAGCUAUCAUCACUUUCCAAGAAACUGCCAAAACUAUGCGACAACAAUGCAUAUCACCUGCUUGGAGAUGCGGCCUAUCCCCUAAGGCCAUACCUUUUGACGCCUUUCCGAGACUAUGAGGCGUUGUCAAAGGCACACAUAGAUUUUAACAAGUUUUCAGCAACGAGGGUGCUGAUAGAAAAUAGUUUCAGCAACCUAAAGAAAAGGUUCCGGCAACUAAUUUACCUUGAGCUCCGCACUGUGGAGUGGCUGAACAAGUUUAUUAUUGCCUCUUGUAUACUGCAUAGCUUAUGCAUUGAGUGUGGUGACUUGGAGCCAGAUGAACCCGAUGAUGAUGCAACACCUCAAGAUGUCCUGUGGCACCCACAAUCAUGCACCGAUGACCUGGACGAGACAACCGAAGAAACUUUGCUGCGCAGACUGGGAGAACUAAAGAGGAGCAAGGUGCUGGAAGCAGUGCUGCGAAAGCAGUAAUGGUGUGCUAUAAAUAAAGAACUCAUGAAAACGGAAG
Dermacentor silvarum is the source of this 1264-nucleotide messenger RNA. RefSeq names its product putative nuclease HARBI1. Lineage: Eukaryota; Metazoa; Arthropoda; Arachnida; Ixodida; Ixodidae. The coding region runs from base 1 to 1227 and encodes 408 amino acids. The record is from RefSeq and is a predicted model, not a curated record. The transcript is spliced from 4 exons.